ACCAGUCGUUCAUUUCAAUGUGUCGACCUUGCGUUGGUGAGGAGGGGUGGAGCACGGAUGCAGUAUUAUGGAGAUGACGCAUUUUCCUUUGGACGAUAGGGUAUGAAAUUAUAGGCUAUUGCUUCUCCCCGUAUCGCGGUUCCAAAGGUCCUACAGAUGUUUCCGCAUUCGACCCUGAUUUACCGUUAAAGCUCAACUGUAAAUAUGGUGAGGACCACUCCGUCGCUUUUAUGGGAGCCGCAAGCUUACGGGAUUCCGAGCUCCGCCGCCUCAAAUCACCGCCUUAGUUAUGUUUUGACUUGAAUGUAAAUACGAUUUCUGCACAUGGUGAGCCAUGUACCAUCAUGACAUCAUGUUAAAAGAGCCAUUUCUGCUUCGAUGCAACCUCCUCCGAGUACAGUUCUGUUUUGCCGCCGCCGUUCUUCUGCAAGAAGUGUUGGCCGCUUCAGACGUUACCAUAGGUCAGCAGUUCUGCGUGGACCCUGGCUUCAUCGAGCACGGGAGCCGGACCCCGAGCUCUGGCGUGUUCUUUGUCAAUGCGGUGGCCCGGUUCCGCUGUAUCCAGGGGUACCGGCUGAAGGGGCCGUCCAAGGUUGUCUGUACCCGCUUCCAUAAUGGCUCCGCUGGCUGGAGACCCAACCACAGACCGGUGUGCCUACUUGAAGACUGUCUUCCUCCUUACAUCGAAGAUGCAGACGUGUCCAACCACACGUACAGACCAGGUGAUUUCCUGAGUGUCAGCUGUCAUGAGGGCUUCCAGAUCCGCUACCCUGACAUGGACAACAUGGUGUCCGUUUGUCAAGACGACGGGGCCUGGGACAACCAACCCACCUGCCAAGGCUGCUUGCGACCACUGAUCAACCCCCAUAGCUACAUGAACCUGUCAGAGACCCAGUUCUCGGUGCCGGUGGGGACGGUGGUCCAGUACCACUGCUUUCCCGGCUACAAGCUGGAAGGAGCGGAGACCAUGGAGUGCAUGUACAACCUCAUCUGGUCCAGCAUGCCACCCAGGUGCCUUGAUGUGGAGGUGUGUCCCUUGCCACCGAUGUUGGAGCAUGGCGAUUACAUGUGCCAUCCCCAACCUUGCGACCGCUACAUCCACGGGACGGUGGUGGAGUUUUACUGUGAUCCCGGCUACUCUCUGGCUAACGAUUACAAAUACAUCACCUGCCAGUACGGAGAGUGGUUCCCCCAUCUGCAAAUCUACUGUAUUAAAACCGAGACAACGUGGCCGGGCUUCCAGGACACGCUGCUGACCAAAUGGAGAGUGGGGGCGUUCACAGCCUCCGGCGUGCUGCUGGCACUGCUGCUGGUCAUGAUCCUCAAAGUGCUGCAGUUCCAGUGCAAGCCUCAGUGGACAAUACGGGAUCCAGACGAGGACCUCCGAGACCAGAGUAUCGUGGUGGUGGACGGCGUCCCUGUUCUACUCCCUACCUAUGAGGAAGCGGUGAGCAGCGCAGCCUUCCCGCCUCCGAGAAUAGUGCCCCCUGUCCGCCUGGGGGACAUAUUGCCGGCCGGGAGGGAAGAGGGCGAUGAUGAGGACGAGGAGGACGACGAUGAAGAGACACAGCCCCCAGAGUAUCCGGGACACAGCGAGGCCCCCAGCAGGGCUCCCAUAGACACCAGCGAGUGCGAGACCUACGAGAGUAUGUCUGACAACUCGGAGUGCGGAGUCCAUAGCACCCGGGCCUCGUCGCCAAACACAGCGGCAGGCGGGGGAGGGGGAAAUAAUAACCCCUCAGAGACCGAGAGGACCAAUGCCGUGUCUUCUAUAGAGGGCACUGCCUCCACCAGCCCGAGCGUCGACAUUGCUGAUGGUAAGCGCACCGCCUUCCGUCUAUCCCUCAGCAUGUCCACAGGGUCACUGCCACUGCACAUGUGCAGGUCAUGCGUGGCGGAAGGUGUCAGUGAGGUUAAGACGUUGCCAUGACUACUAACAGACUAAUGCAGAGCAAAGAAAUGCAUUUCUGGGUGUUUUUUUGGAGGGGAGAGUUACGAGCGGAAUGAGUGGGUUUUCAAAUUUAGGAGUAUUCUGGAGAGAUAAUGACUCUCUGGAAUAAAAGUAGCUUAUUUUUUCACUUUUUUUCAUGAAAUCUCACACUUGUAGUUUCUUUCAAAUAUGCCAAAUUUAUAUACAAUUCCAUCCACUAAAGUAAAAUGCCGAUAUAGGCCUACAGUAUGUAAUAAUUUUUCUAAGCAAUAAUUUUUUUUUACAAGAUUUACAGAAUGACUACCCAGAAUUUAGAGCAAAUCUAAGCCGCUGUUUGCUCUUACCAGUUUUCCUUUUUCCAGAAAUCCCACUGGUGGAAGACGAAACCGACGAAAGCUGAUAUUGCGAUGACUCUUUACAGACUUUUCUGACACUUGCAAUGCAGUAACUAAUAAAAAAAAAUCUCAUGGCAUAUGUUUUGGUUGAACACCCCCACACACACACACACAAGACUGUUCCCCUCCCCCUUAUCUUGCAAUACGUUUUGUGGUCUAUCACCAUGGUGCACAAUGGAGGAGAACGUAGAACGGUGUAUAUCAAAGACUAAUUAGCAAUAAAACCUCAACUUCAAACCCUGACUUGUGAUCCAUUUUGUGCGUUUUUCAUUGUCCUCAACCCAGAGGGCAUUAAGUUGUUAAGUUGCAUGUAAAUGAUUAACUCUUCAAUUUUCAUUUUCAAGCACGAGUCACUGACACUGACACUGACUGCCUUUUUACAUGAAUAUAUAACUUUAUUACGAUUAGACUCAGCGUUGCAAACUACAGCCUGCUUCCAAAUGGUCCUGGACUUAAUCAGAAAACAUAAAUCAACAAAUACAAUAUUCGUGACUUUCAGGAAAAGAAACUGAAAAUGUGAGAGGAUAUAAGCCCAAAAAGGUGACAGGUAAUUAUAGUAGAGUAACAUACAGUAUAAUGCCUUGGGAACAUCAGAAAUAAAAACCAGUUUGGAAGGAGUCGGAAUAGACAAUGGUAUGAGUUCAAAGUUCUGCAAGAUUUCUCUGUAUUAAACAAGAUGCCAGUUUGAAUAUUUCACUAGCUGUUUACCAUGAUAAGAUACCAGACGAAGGUCUGCAAAGACGGUCAGAGGUAAUGGGAGAAUCUCAAAGGUUAU
Messenger RNA from Engraulis encrasicolus (European anchovy), 3100 nucleotides. It is a transcript of the gene susd4, whose product is annotated as sushi domain containing 4. The record is from RefSeq and is a predicted model, not a curated record. Gene Ontology annotation, biological process: negative regulation of complement activation, alternative pathway; negative regulation of complement activation, classical pathway. The transcript is spliced from 7 exons. NCBI's taxonomy places the organism in Eukaryota, Metazoa, Chordata, Actinopteri, Clupeiformes, Engraulidae. Bases 335 to 1930 code for a protein of 531 amino acids.